This is a messenger RNA of Malus domestica (apple), 1593 nucleotides long. Its product is annotated as inositol-tetrakisphosphate 1-kinase 4-like. Gene Ontology annotation, biological process: inositol trisphosphate metabolic process. Gene Ontology annotation, molecular function: ATP binding; inositol-3,4,5,6-tetrakisphosphate 1-kinase activity; magnesium ion binding. Gene Ontology annotation, cellular component: cytoplasm. Lineage: Eukaryota; Viridiplantae; Streptophyta; Magnoliopsida; Rosales; Rosaceae. The record is from RefSeq and is a predicted model, not a curated record.
AGACGCUCAUUCUAUUUGUACAAAGAGAAACAGCUUGGUGUAAGACAGGGACAAGCGAACCAAUUGUUCCUCACUCCAAUCUAUCUAUAUCUAUCCAUCCCUCUUCCGGAUACGGAUUUGGAUUUUCGUUUCUGGACGAAGGUUGAGAAUUUGAAGCGCGGGAAUUGAUUCCUGAAUUGGGGUUCUUUCGGAUUUUGAUUUGGUGCGGAAAUGAGGCUGAACGGCGAGGUUCUUUCGUGCAACGGCGGGAGAGCAGCAGAGGAGGAGAGUGGAGAAAACGAGAGAGAAUUGCAUUCGAUCGUCAGCGUUGGGAUUUCUCAGCCGCCGAAGCUCGUCGUCGGGUACGCCUUGACCUCCAAAAAGAAGAAGAGCUUCUUGCAGCCCAAAUUCGUUGGGUUGGCUCGGAAUAAGGGGAUUUUCUUCAUUGCAAUUGAUGUAAACAAGCCACUUUCAGAUCAAGGACCCUUUGAUGUUGUUUUGCAUAAGUUGUCGGGAAAAGAGUGGUCCGAGGUUAUUGAGGAUUACAGACAAAAACAUCCAGAAGUAACAGUUCUUGAUCCCCCAAAUUCAGUAAAAAAUCUAUACAACCGCCAGUCCAUGCUUCAGGAAGUGGCUGAUCUGAACUUGUCUGACUGCCAUGGCAAGGUUGGUGUUCCAAAGCAGUUGAUUGUCACUAAAGAUCCAUCAUCUAUUCCGAAUGAAGUUGAUAAAGCUGGGCUAAAAUUGCCGCUGGUUGUCAAACCGCUGCUUGUGGAUGGUAGUGCGAAGUCACAUGAACUAUUUCUUGCUUACGACCAAUGCUCCCUCUCAGAACUCGAACCUCCCUUAGUCUUGCAGGAGUUUGUAAAUCAUGGUGGUGUUCUCUUUAAAGUUUAUAUCGUCGGGGAAGCCAUAAAGGUGGUAAGGCGUUUCUCUCUUCCCAAUAUCACUAAACGUGAACUAGAAAAGCUUGCUGGUGUGUUCCGUUUCCCAAGGGUUUCUGUAGCUUCAGCAGAUGAUGCAGACCUGGACCCUGGUGUUGCUGAACUUCCUCAACGACCUUUGUUAGAGAACCUUGCGAGGGAGCUCCGCCAACGACUGGGCCUUAGGCUAUUCAAUGUCGAUAUGAUCCGAGAGCAUGGGACAAAGGAUGUUUUUUAUGUCAUUGACAUCAACUACUUUCCAGGUUACGGCAAAAUGCCAGACUACGAGCACAUGUUUACAGAUUUCCUACUAGGCCUUGUGCAAAGCAAGCAUAAGAGAAUACCCGCUACGUAACCACUGCAAGUACCCACUGUAUAUGAUGUUUCUUGCAGGCAGAUGCACGCCUCCUCGGAGUCGGGCAUUUCUCGUAAAGGGUCCGACCUGUUGAGUGGUGACACCGCCGCCUCUGACGGAACUGUGUUAUAAAGCAAAUUCAAUAACAGACGACUAAGAGAAGCUACGUCGUCAUCUCUUUCCCACUCCCACUUCUCUGUCUCUAGGUUAAGUUUUUGGCUCAAUCUUUACAUGAAUUUUGAUAGAAACUGCUCCCGAGUAUAUUUUGCUUGUACUUUUUUUGUAUGUUAGUCGGAAUAUCUCAGAUCAUCUAAAAGUUGUUCAAACCGGACACCA